ACCUUCUAGAACGUUUAAAAGUUCCCACUCCCCUCCAUCCCCCUCCGACCCGAUCUCGAUCUCCCGGCCGUCCUUCGGUCUCGAGAUCUGUUAGAAGUUUCUCGAUCGGUGACGUUGGAGGAUUCGCCGGCGGCGAUGGCACCACAGAUGGACCCGGCGGGGGUGCAGGCCGGCGAACCGCCGGCGCCGCCGUUGCCGGAGGGUGGCCAGCGAUCGCUUCCCACGCCGUUCCUCACCAAGACCUACCAGCUCGUCGACGACCCCUCUGUCGACGACGUCAUCUCCUGGAACGACGACGGAUCCGCCUUCAUCGUCUGGCGUCCCGCCGACUUCGCCCGCGACCUCCUCCCUAAAUACUUCAAGCACAACAACUUCUCUAGCUUCGUCCGUCAGCUCAACACCUACGGAUUUCGUAAGAUCGUGCCGGAUCGGUGGGAGUUCGCCAACGACUGCUUCCGGCGGGGUGAGAAGCAGCUUCUUCGUGACAUCCACCGCCGGAAGAUCACCCCCCAGGUGGGGCCGGCGCCUGUGCCGGGCGCAACGCCUAUCCCCGUGGCCGAGCCGGCGAACCGGGUCGGUUCGCCGGCGAACUCUGGGGAAGAGCAGGUAUUAUCAUCCAACUCCUCCCCCGGGGCGCCGCCGCCGUCCGGCAGCGCGGCAGAGCUGAGGGACGAGAACGAGAGAUUAAGGAAGGAGAACUCGCGGCUCUCCCGCGAGUUCUCGCAGAUGAAGAACCUCUGCAAUAAUAUUCUCCUCCUCAUAUCGAAGUAUACCUCCAGCCAGCAGCAGGGCGGCGGGGAAGGAGGAGGGGGAGAGGUGGCGGCGACGACGGCGGUGGUAGAGGUGGCGCCGCCGGUGCUGGAGCUGAUGCCGGCGGCGGAGGAAGCAGAGGAGGGGCGGUUGAAGGCGGAGGAGGUGACGAUCUCGCCGUCUUCGGCGGGGCCAUGCGCGAGGCUGUUCGGGGUGUCGAUCGGGGUGAAGCGGGUCCGGGGGGAGGACGACGGCGAGAAUCCGCCGCCGAGGGGGGCGGCGCCCGAGGUGAAACCGGAGCUGUUGGAUCCGGGAUCGGAUCUGAAUCGCCAAUUGUGGAUCCUCCGCUGCCCCCGGCCGGGUCAGCGGUCACGCGAUGGAUCGGAACGUGUGGCCGGAUGACGAGAGAGCUCACAUGCGCUGGCGGAACUAUCACGUGAGCAACUACUAGUAGUAGUAGAUCGGAAAGUUGGAAAUUAGAAAGUAUUAUAAUAACAUUUCUUUCUCUCUUUUUUCAUGUACAUUAAUUUAUUUAAUUUUUCUUGGUGGAACUGCACUUUCGCGAAGAAGUGGAAAAAAACGCGGUAAGUGGUUUCCUUCUAGAGUUCGGUACUAACUUGGUGUAAAUGUGACGAAAAGUCUGUGGCUUUUGUCCUCUUUUGUUCUUUUUAACUCUACUCAAUUUUUUUA
This is a messenger RNA of Phoenix dactylifera (date palm), 1440 nucleotides long. RefSeq names its product heat stress transcription factor B-2b-like. Gene Ontology annotation, molecular function: RNA polymerase II cis-regulatory region sequence-specific DNA binding; DNA-binding transcription factor activity. Gene Ontology annotation, cellular component: nucleus. The record is from RefSeq and is a predicted model, not a curated record. NCBI's taxonomy places the organism in Eukaryota, Viridiplantae, Streptophyta, Magnoliopsida, Arecales, Arecaceae. Gene Ontology annotation, biological process: regulation of transcription by RNA polymerase II.